AUGUUGCAGUUGACGGUAAGGGGCAUACAUCAUGUCCCUGGAUAUGUGCCUGGAGCCGGUCACCACCAAGCAGAGAACGUAUCAACUGCAGUAGGCUGCCCAGGGGGAGAUAUCACCUGCAUGCGCUCCGUGAAUUACACAACUCUGAUGACCAUUGGCAGCGAAGUGGCCAGCAACUACAGCUACCAGCUCCAGCCGUGGGCAGAUGGAGACAUAGUUGCCGAUACUUACGAAGCACAAUUGUACCAGAAGAACUUCAAUUCCAGCGGACCUCUUGUGAUCUCCCAUGAGCGCCACGAUAAAAGCCAGAGCUCCAGCUCUGUCACCAGCGCAGCAGAUAUUGCUGCCGAGCUGCAAAUGUACUUCCGCGCAAUCACGGACGAUGUGGUUGAAGAGAUCCUCAAACUCUACCCUGCCUCGCAUUACGCGAAUGCAGGUUACCGUCUGUCCGACAUCUGUCAGGGCCUCGACAUGACCGGCAAGAACUUGGCUCUGACUCAGGCGCUGCAUAAUGAGACGUGGAAUGCUAUUUACUGGUAUAGUACUUAUAGUACUGUGCCGGCUAAUGGGUUGACUUCUUCUUCCUCAUCGUCAGUCAAUGUCACGGUUGCGCGCACCAUGCAAAAGUACCUCCUCUCCUUCGUCCUAACCGGCAACCCCAACACCCUCUGGCCCAACGACAAGAUCUACUGGCCGAAAAAUGGAAAUGCGACGAACACCAUCAACUUCAAUACAACUAUGUCCAUCACUUUUGAUGAUCUUGCCAACGACAAGAGCCUCUUCUGGAAUAAGGCUUUGUGGUACUGA
Aspergillus eucalypticola CBS 122712 is the source of this 807-nucleotide messenger RNA. RefSeq lists its product as uncharacterized. The record is from RefSeq and is a predicted model, not a curated record. NCBI's taxonomy places the organism in Eukaryota, Fungi, Ascomycota, Eurotiomycetes, Eurotiales, Aspergillaceae. The transcript is spliced from 6 exons. Bases 1 to 807 code for a protein of 268 amino acids.